This is a messenger RNA of Tilletiaria anomala UBC 951, 3110 nucleotides long. RefSeq lists its product as uncharacterized. The transcript is spliced from 3 exons. NCBI's taxonomy places the organism in Eukaryota, Fungi, Basidiomycota, Exobasidiomycetes, Georgefischeriales, Tilletiariaceae. Gene Ontology annotation, molecular function: metal ion binding; transcription cis-regulatory region binding. The record is from RefSeq and is a predicted model, not a curated record. The coding region runs from base 320 to 3028 and encodes 902 amino acids. Gene Ontology annotation, biological process: positive regulation of transcription by RNA polymerase II.
CAGCUCAGCCACGGCGGUGUGCACCUCUCACACCGAAAGGGGAGGCCUCAUAUAGAGGGCCACUGGACCCAUCUUUGGUCUAAAUCCACGACCUUUACGGCCACUUGGCCAUAAGAAUACGCUCCAAACUCGAUCACAUCUCUCGUCAAUCCGUGACGCGCCACUUCCUCUCGACGCGGUAGAUCUCCUACCAAAGCGUGCGUUCACCACGUGUCGCGAAACUUUUCUGUCUUUGAAGCGACGAGAUAGUUGAGCAAGGUUGUUUGCUAGGCUCUGAAAGCUGCGCUAGCAGCACGAUUUCGGUGCAUUGGUUGUGACCAUGUCCCAGCAGCCUCGCCCACGCCCCGCCCACCACAUCAGCAACCUCGCAAGCAUGAAUGCAAAGGACGUCCAGGUAUCCAAUGCGCAAUCUCGAAGUGCGAGAGGAGGUCAGACGCUGAACCACCUGCUGUCGUUCACGCUGCCACCCCGAGCGCGACCACCGGCUCCUCAGUCAGCGAGGCGUGGCCGCAGAGCUGCUAAUUACGUGCCAUUCAACAAAGAACGAUAUAUUAAUGCUCAGUACCGCUUCCUCGUGAAGCCCACCGGCGACUACACUGCCCAUUUUGCCGACCCUGAUAUCUAUUUGAAUUGGUCAGACAUCCUACAGGUGCUGAUUCCUACAUCUACCGCGCUCUCUGCUGUGUCUUCAUCGUCAAAUGCAGCAGCAACAACAAGCGUCCAUACCUUCGAGCACGAGGGUGCUACUUGCCCCAUUUGCUUGUCUCCGCCCACAGCGCCGCGCAUGACGAAAUGCGGCCAUGUGUACUGCUACCCAUGUAUGCUGCACUAUCUCGCGCUUGGUGAAGACACAGGAACUGUCAACUUUUCGCGGUCAUCGCACCUCGAGUCCAGUAAUGGUUCAUACAAUCGACCCGGAGCGCCACCUCGUCGAGUCGGCGCACUGGCCACACCACCCGGGAGCAGCACGCCAGCGUGUGAACUGAUGCAUACCGCCUCGGCCCUGAGCGCCAAAAGCUGGAGACGCUGCCCGAUAUGUUGGGAUGCCGUCUACGCCAAAGACUUGAAGGCGGUCAAGUGGUGGGACCCGCAACAGGAAGCGAGACGAUGGACUCCAAAAGUCUUACCGGAGAACGCAGAGCCUAGCGACGCCCAUGCAUCUUUUGAGAUAUUGCAGGAGCUGAAUCUCCACAAUCACCUGCCAAUGCGGCUGAUCGAACGACCCCAAAUUACGACGCUUGCUCUACCCCAAUCGUCUUUCUGGCCGGGCAACUCCGAGGACGAUUUCAUGCCUCCGCACGCCGCCCCUUGGCACUUUCAGCCGGAUGUGCUCCCCUUUGCAAAAUUUAUGCUUGCAUCGCCGGCCCUCAUUGAAGACGCACUCAACGAGGACCUCAGUCAGCUGGAGGUGGAGAAGGUUUCCCUGGAGAAUAUGCUGGGUGAAAGAGAUGAGCUGAGCUUGCAGUUCGUUCAGGUCGCCAAACGCAAGGUCAUGGAGCAGAUUGAGAAGGUCAAAGUGGAAUGUGAUACGCAAGGUGUGCGGAGCACUAUUGAGCGAAAGAAGCGGCAGUUUGAAGGCUGGCAGGAGGUGGAUGAGGGCGAGCAUGGAAAUUCUGCGCCAACAACAACUCUUGUCGAAGCACCAAGCGUGAUCGAGGACGACGCGCAGGGUGCACCAAGUCGACAGAUGGUCAAGAGCAGUCCAAUACAGAUAGAUGAAAACCUAACAGUCUUCUUGGCCAUUCGGCCGCAGUCGCAAGGAGGUCAAAUUCCAAAUCCAUCGUUAGAAAAUCAGCAGCAACCACAACAACAGCUACGCAAGGACACUAGUCGGACACGUCGCAAUGUCAACCCACCCUCACCAUCCCCCUCCUCCUACUUCUACUACCAGGCCGCGUCCGGUCAGAACAUUUUUCUGCAUCCGCUCGACAUCAAGGUGCUUCACAGCAAAUACGGCUCGUACUCUGCCUUUCCACACACCAUCCACGUCAAGGUGUCUGGUGCCGACGAAGGCAGUAUGAAUGAGGAUCUGCGACGGCGCUGCAAGUAUCUGACACACAUCCCCACUGCAGCGGAUGUCGUCUUCAUCGAGGUCGACUGGUGGGCGACGAAUGGCGAAGGGCAGGACGGAAAGGCGUUGAAGCUGAGCCCGGAAGUGCUCAACCCAUAUAUGCAAGCCCUGCGGCAACGAAAGAGCCGCCGACGGGAUAGAGGGCGUAAGGAAGACCGCGCCAAGCUGAAAGCGGACGAGCAGGAAGCAGCAGAGACAUCCGCGCGCAAUCGGAUGGGUCCAGCGCAAGAGUACAAGGAGCUCACGCAUAACUGGCCUAGCGCCGACUUGGCGAGCAGCUACGGCGCGGUCAAUGGCUCGGCUAGACUUUCAACAAGCUUUGGAAGCGGAAGAGGUGGGGGGUCUGAGAACAGCUCGUUGUCCUCGCCGUCGUUCCGAGAAGCUGCUCUGGUGGGAGCAGAACGAGAAUUUCCGGUGCAUCCCGGCGGUCCGACAGAAGACUUCCCCGCAGUGCCGCGGCAAGCCCACGAUGCAGAUGAAGCAGCUGGCAUCACUAAUCAAGCAGGUCCAACUGCGACAACGGUAUGGGGAACCCGAGCUCAAUCCCGAACUGCGUUCAGCGUGGCACUGCAGCGCGGACACCGCGGCGACGCGGACGAGAUGUGGGAGCGCGACGUGGACGAUGCAUGGCUUGAACUGGAGGAAGACUUUUUGCUUGGAGCCACAUCCGGCGGGCGGCGCAACACCGGAACUGUGAAAGAAGGGCGCGGUCUCAAUAAGCAACCGCGGUCCGGCACAGCUACACCGCGGGUGGGAGCUGGGAGUAGCCACACGCCGCCGAGCAGGUCAGGGGGUAGUCCGGAAGCAAGCAGCGCAUCCACGCCACGAGCUGGGCCAGACGACGGAAGAGAAGGGCAGCCUGAAUCAUCCUCAGGGAGACCCCGAGCCACUGCAGCCCCUCGCGCCAAGAGCAAGAAGAAGCUGGUCCUCACGAGCGGUGGACGAGGGAUGGCAUAGACUGAACCGUAUUUCUUUUGUAUACUGCAUAGUUGUUGCAUGUCUUCUGUAGCGUACAUCUAGACGGGUGAUCCUGCAUUUC